AUGGACUUUAAAACAACAGUUUCUCCGCUUCUCAUGCUGCUUCUGGGCGUCUGUAAUGCUCACUAUGGCAAUGAUCACGGUGCUGCUGAUGAGAUCUCAAUGGAUACGUCUUCAUUGGAGGACAUUACCACAACUAUUCUGAAAAUGAACAAUGGAUCUAAGGAUUUUCUGCUUGAGGGAGAUGUGUUGAUUCCAAGAACCAGGAAUGCUAUGAGGUGCUUUAAUGAAGCGUAUACCUGUCUGUGGCCAAAGUCUUAUAACGGGAAGGUGGAAAUCCCUUUCCUUUUAAGUGAAAAAUAUGAUGACACUGAGAGGAAUCAGAUUUUAGGAGCCUUUAAGGACUUUGAAUCUAAGACCUGCAUUCGCUUCAUUCCUCGUGUGACUCAGAGGGCUUACUUAAGCAUCGAACCAAGAUAUGGCUGUGCCUCUUUACUGGGUUACACUGGAGACAAGCAGGUGCUGUCACUACAGAGGUUUGGCUGCAUACGUCAAGGCAUCAUCCAGCACGAGCUGCUGCACGCACUGGGUUUCUACCACGAACACACUCGGAGCGACCGCGACCUGUACGUCAGAAUCAACUGGGAAAACAUCAACGAAUAUUUUGUCUACAACUUCCGAAAGAAGGACACGAAUAAUCUCAACACUCCCUACGACUACUCCUCUGUAAUGCACUAUGGAAGAACUGCCUUUGGAAAGUCGGGACUGGAAACCAUAACUCCCAUCCCUGAUCCCUCUGCUCCCAUCGGCCAGAGGGAUGGCCUAUCCAGAAUCGACAUUCUCAGGAUCAACAGACUCUACAGGUGCUAG
Molecule: messenger RNA, 807 nt
Organism: Toxotes jaculatrix (banded archerfish)
Lineage: Eukaryota; Metazoa; Chordata; Actinopteri; Toxotidae
Product: low choriolytic enzyme-like
Exons: 8
Coding region: 1-807 (268 amino acids)
Biological process (GO): proteolysis
Molecular function (GO): zinc ion binding; metalloendopeptidase activity
Source: RefSeq, a predicted model, not a curated record